CUUUGCACUCCUGCGGAGGAGCCAGCCUUUAUCUGCAAUGACAGGGAAAUCCGUGCGGGAUGUGGAUAGGUACCAGGCUGUCCUUGCCAACCUGCUGCUGGAAGAGGAGAACAAAUACUGUGCAGACUGUCAGGCGAAAGGGCCGCGAUGGGCCUCCUGGAACAUUGGUGUCUUCAUCUGCAUCCGCUGUGCUGGAAUACACCGGAACCUGGGGGUCCACAUAUCCCGCGUCAAAUCUGUCAAUCUGGACCAAUGGACACAAGAACAAAUACAGUGCAUGCAAGAAAUGGGAAAUGGGAAGGCGAAUCGCCUUUAUGAAGGUUACCUGCCUGAGAACUUCAGACGACCCCAGACAGACCAAGCAGUGGAGAGCUUUAUCAGAGACAAAUAUGAAAAAAAGAAGUACAUGGACAGAAGUCUUGAUAUCAACGUGUUACGGAGAGAAAAGGAUGAAAAGUGGAAGAAGGAAGCAGCUACUGAAAGAAAAAUGGAGCCAGUUAUCUUUGAGAAGGUCAGAAUGCCUCAGAAGAAAGAGGAUCUUGAGACUACAAAAAGCCUUUCCAGACCCUCAGAGCCAGUCAUAGACCUGCUGGGACUUGAUGUUCCUGUUUCAGCUUCCCUCCCCAACGGAAGAGCCAGCAGCUGUUUGGAGAAGGACCUGGACCUGUUUGGAUCCAUGGGUGCUGAGAGAAAGGUUGUUGGCUCAAUGCCCACAGCUGGAAGUGCUGGAUCCGUUCCUGAAAGGCUGAAUCUGUUCCCCGAGCCCGACAGCAAGGCCGAGGAGACAGGGAAGAAGCAGCUGUCCAAGGAUUCCAUCCUGUCUUUAUACGGCUCCCCUACCCCACAGAUCCCUGCACAAGGAGCUGUGUUCCUAGCGCCAACCCAAAUGGGCUAUCCUGCCGCGUAUCCCAAUUUCCCGGGAAUAGCACCGCCGAGCGGCAUGAUGGCGCCCCCAGUCGGGGUGAUGGCUCAGCCAGGAGCAGCAGCAGCAGGCAUGGCGGCACCCAUGGCCAUCCCAGCGGGUUACGUAGGCGGCAUGCAGACAGCAGUCAUCGGGGUCCCCAAUGGGAUGAUGGCAACACAGCAAGCUGGGUACAUGGCUGGCAUGGCACCAGUCCCACCACCAGUGUAUGUUGUACAGCCAGCUCACCAAUUACAGUGGAACCUUGCUCAGGUGACGCAGCAAAUGGCAGGGAUGAACUUCUGUGGCACAAACGGGGUGAUGCGCUAUGGACAGUCGAUGGGCAGAGGGGGUGCCCCGGGUACCAAUCAAGCCCUCAGUUCCCAGGUGUGGAAAUAGCACAUCUGGAUUUGGACCAUUUCUCCCUUCAUUUUUAGCUUCGGCUCUCUCGUUUUUGUUUUCCCAGUUCAGUAUUAAACAUCAGUUACUCCCUGA
Molecule: messenger RNA, 1396 nt
Organism: Candoia aspera
Lineage: Eukaryota; Metazoa; Chordata; Lepidosauria; Squamata; Candoiidae
Gene: SMAP2
Product: small ArfGAP2
Exons: 10
Coding region: 38-1300 (420 amino acids)
Cellular component (GO): cytoplasm
Molecular function (GO): GTPase activator activity
Source: RefSeq, a predicted model, not a curated record